AUGCUGGAAUGUAUAGAAUACAUUCUUUUUGCAUUUGGAUUAUGGACUCUUAUAAAGGGAUAUCUAUUUGCGCAUUACUCUUUCAAGUCACUAACUCCUCCAAAAGCAAGCACAAUUUUCUCCUGCUCAUAGAAAGUUAUCUCUUUUAUGUAAAAUUAUUUAUUGAAUGUUUUUUAGAUUUCAAAUAAAUGUAUAGUUUAAUUUUGAAAAUUUAAAAUUAAAUAUAAAUAUUUAAAUUUAAUGGAGCAGAUCUAGGCCUAUUAUAAUGAUAAUAAUUAAAUAUUUAAUUAUAUUCAAAAUAUAAUAUUUAAAAAACAUAACCUUACUUAGGGGUAAUCUCUCCAAAAUGAUUUUUCAAUGGUCUUACCUAUUCAUAGAGGUUAAGGUCUAAUACAGACUUUUCUCAGUAUGGUCUUAAAAGUUGGGCGCUAGUAACUGCGCCGACAGAUGGGAUUGGCUUAGGAUUUGCAGAGAAACUUGCUUUUCAUGGGUUUAAUCUUGUCCUCGUGGGAAGAAACUAUGAAAAGCUCAUGAAUUUAUCCAAAAAUUUAGAACAAAAUUUCCCAAUUAAAACUAAAUCAAUAGUAAAAGACUUUUCAUUAUCGGCUAAAAAUUCACACAUCUCCAUCCUUGAUUGAGCUGAUACCAUCGAGAUAAAAAUUUUUUGGGAAAAAAAUUAUUAGAAAAUUUUUAUUUAAUGUGAAUAUGUUUAUAUUAAAUUUUAAUAAUAAAAUAUUUUAUGAGUUAAUUACUAAAGAUAGAGUAUGCACAGCAUUAAAGAAUGCUCGAAAAAUCACUAAAAUGGAUUUAAUGUAUAAUAUCUAAUUUUAAUUACUAUCAAAAAUGGGCAGUUAAAUUUGUGGGAGGAUAGGUAGCGAGUUAUGUGCUUAAAUAUAUUAAAAUCGAUCAGUCAAGGAGAGGGUUAAUUUUCUAAUGUUUGGGAAAUUUUCAAUGAUGUCGUUCGAUCAAUUUGAGGGGAGUCAGGAGUUUUUCCAAGACAUAAAAUCACAAACUGAGGGUCUAGACAUCAGCAUUGUCGUAUUACAAUUAAAACAAAAUUAGUUCCACAGAGCAAAUGAGAUAUUAGGUUUCUUAUAUAAAUAUGAAAAUUACUCCAACUUUAAUAACUCCCCCUUCGAGAUAACCCUCCGUGAGUGAACAAAAUUGUUUAUGAAAAAAAUAUUUUGAUAUAUAAGUGAUAGCUAGUAUAAUGAAUUUCUAGCUAAUACUGUAUUUUAAAAACAUAAAUUCUACAAAUUAAAUAAAUAUUUGCUUUCCAAUUUUUGCGAAAUUUCGAUAAAAAAUUUUUUUAUAAAACAAAAUUAAAUCCCCUCAUGAUCGAACAGAAUUUUUUUGUUAGCUCACUGAGGAGGGGAGUAAUCAAAUUAAUGCAAAAUAGCAUAAACAAUGUAGGAUAUGGAGCUGAUGGACCGCUCCAUACAGUCACUGAAGCUGAUCUACUCAAUAUAAACUCUCUGAACAUUUGGCCUGUCGUUUGUUUAACAAAACUAUACAUUCCUGGCAUGCUUAACAGGAAAAAUCGGAGCGCAAUUAUCAAUUUAAGCUCUCUUCUCGGCACCUUUCCAGUCCCUUAUGGUAGCUGCUAUUCUGCUGGAAAAAGCUUUAUAUCAGCAUUUAGCUUAAUAGUAGCAGAAGAAGCUUGCUAUUUGUCAAGGCAAAAAAAUACCAAUAUUGACGUCUUGACAGUUACCCCUGGAUGUGUCCGGCACAUAGUUUUAAUAGAAAAAUUUUGAUAGUAUAGCAUUUCCUUGGUAAAUUUUGUUGGAAAUUUACCUCAUAAGACAUUUGAUAAAAAUUUAGUGUUUUUCCGAGCAAAUGAAAUACGAGAAAAUUUCGAAAAAUUUACCUAACAUCAAAAAGUUUCAAUCAACGGCAAGUAGCCGAUGGGUCGAUACUCCACUAACCAAGAAAUAUAAAAAUAUGCCUUGUUUAAUAAAAAAGGAAGAGCAUGUAGAAGGAGUACUAAAAGCGCUCGGAAAAGUAAACUACACAAGUGGGCAUUGGAAGCAUCAAUUGCAGUCAAUUUAUGCUGCCUUAUUCAGAGAUCAAGCGUCAGGGUCAUAUGCAAAAAAAAUAAAGAAAGUUUGAAAGGAUUCAGCCAAAUAA
Molecule: messenger RNA, 2127 nt
Organism: Blepharisma stoltei
Lineage: Eukaryota; Ciliophora; Heterotrichea; Heterotrichida; Blepharismidae
Source: the annotation of a GenBank genome assembly